Messenger RNA from Cercopithifilaria johnstoni, 216 nucleotides. Lineage: Eukaryota; Metazoa; Nematoda; Chromadorea; Rhabditida; Onchocercidae. The record is from the annotation of a GenBank genome assembly.
AUGCCAUACCACCGUCCAAAGUUGCAACGACCUCUCUCACAAAUGAAGUCAAAGACGCAGAAUGUAACACGGCCCAACGUAGCCCGUAAUGUACCAGGUGAGAACCAGAUGAAAAAUCAUUGAAAACGGAUGAUUCUCGACCUCGGCAGGAGUCGAACCUACAAUCUUCGGUUCCGUAGACCGACGCGUUAUCCAUUGCGCCACGAGGCCUCUUAG